Molecule: messenger RNA, 1485 nt
Organism: Malus domestica (apple)
Lineage: Eukaryota; Viridiplantae; Streptophyta; Magnoliopsida; Rosales; Rosaceae
Product: taxadiene 5-alpha hydroxylase
Biological process (GO): sterol metabolic process
Cellular component (GO): endoplasmic reticulum
Molecular function (GO): ent-kaurenoic acid monooxygenase activity; heme binding; iron ion binding
Source: RefSeq, a predicted model, not a curated record
AUGGCAAAUGAAAUUUGCAAUCAUUCUUUUUGUUUGUUCUGUUUCUUAGCUGCAACGGUCUUUUUCAUUGUUUUCUUAGGGCACAAGAAACGCUGUAACACGAAUAAGAAAAGACUGCCACUAGGCGAAAUGGGGCUUCCUUGGGUAGGCCAGACAAUGGAGUUCUACAAAGCUCAACGGAAGAACAGUUUGUUUGAUGAUUUCGCUCAACCUCAGAUUGCUAAAUAUGGUAAAAUCUUCACAACGCAUCUGAUGGGAUCACCAACUGUGAUUGUAAAUGGAGCCAAUGCUAACAAGUUCCUGCUGUCCAAUGAGUUCAAGUUGGUGGUGAGCUCGUGGCCUUCGGCAUCAGUUCAGCUGAUGGGAAAGGACUCCAUCAUAGAAAAGCAAGGGGAGAGGCACCGCUACCUGCGCGGACUUAUUGGGGCGAGCCUUGGCCAGGAGGGGCUUGAGACGUUGGUGCCUAAAAUAUGUCACUCUGUGCGGUUGCAUUUGGACACAAAGUGGAAAGGCCAGGACUAGAUUAGCCUUUACCGCUCGACGAAAAUUUUGACGUUUACCAUAGUGUUUGAGUGCUUUUUGGGGAUCAGUGUGAAGGCAGAGAUGUUGGGAAUAUUUGAGAGAGUUUUGGAAGGGGUUUUUGCAGCGCCUGUUCAAAUUCCUGGUUUGAGGUUUUGGAGAGCAAAGAAAGCGAGGGUGGAGAUAGAGAAUAUGCUGAUUGAAGUAGUGAGAGAGAAGAGGAUGCAAAUGGAAGGCAAGAUAGAAGCAGAGGAGGAGCAGGGAGGAACAUUGCUUUCACAAUUGGUGGCUGGAAUGAUUCAAGGAGAAAUCACUGAGGAGAAGGUUGUUGAUAAUGUGGUGUUGCUUGUUUUUGCAGCUCAUAAUACUACUUCUUUCGCCAUUGCUAUGACUUUCAAAAUGUUGGCUCAGCAUCCUUAUUGCCAUAGUAUUCUACUGAAAGAACAUGCUGAGAUAAUGAGAAGCAAAAGACCAGGUGAAAAUCUGACACUGGAUGACACAAAGAAGAUGAAGUAUACCUGGCAGGUUGCGCGUGAAAGCAUGCGCAUAUUCCCCCCAAUCUUCGGCUAUUUUAAGAAAGCCAUCGCCGGCAUUGAGUAUGAAGGCUUUACCAUACCUAGAGGAUGGAAGGUGUUGUGAACAACAUAUGGAACACAUUACAACUCUGAAUACUUUCAAGAUCCUCUGAGUUUCAAUCCAAGUUGGUUUGAGGAGUCAGUCCCACCGUAUGUGUUCCUUCCAUUCGGGGGAGGGCCAAGAGUGUGUGCAGGCUACCAACUGGCCAAGUUGAAUAUCCUUAUCAUCGUGCAUUUCGUUGUUACGUGUUAUGAUUGAUCUUUGCUUUAUCCCGACGAGCCCAUAACCAUGGAUCCUCUUCCAUUCCUUUCCCAUGGGAUGCCUAUCAGAAUUUACCCAAAAUUUCCCAUAGCGCAACCCGAGAAUUCUUGCAACUCAAUGCAUAAAUAG